CCCGCCCCUUCCUCCGGCCAGCAUGGUGGUGUUGAAGGGCGUCCCCGCGCUGCUGUCCCCAGAGCUGCUUUACGCCCUGGCUCGGAUGGGGCACGGAGACGCAAUUGUUCUCGCAGACGUGAACUUCCCCACUUCCUCCAUCUGCAAGUGUGGCCCCGAGGAGAUCCGCGCGGACGGCCUGGACAUCCCGCAGCUUCUGGAGGCUGUGCUGAAACUGCUGCCCCUGGACACCUACGUGGAGAGCCCGGCUGCUGUCAUGGAGCUGGUGUCCAGCGACAUGGAGAGGGGCCUGCAGACCCCGGUGUGGAAGAGCUACCAGUCCAUCCUCCUGGAGGCUGGCUGUUCGAAGCCCCUGGCACAGAUAGAGCGGUUUGAGUUUUAUGAGCAGGCCAAGAAGGCUUUUGCUGUUGUAGCAACUGGGGAGACGGCCCUCUACGGAAACCUCAUCCUCAAGAAGGGGGUGCUGGCCCCCGAAGACCUGCUGUAGGCUGGAGAGGAAUCAGGACCCCUGAGCCCAGCACCUCCAGCAGGCCCUGUCCCGCCUGGUGACACCCAGACUUCACCUACCCAGGGCUUGGGGGCUGGCAGGUCCUGGGGGGCUGCUGAGGGGCUGGGACUCUCCCGAUCUGCAGAAUAAUGGGAAAAUGCAGUGACUUGUCAACAA
Pteronotus mesoamericanus is the source of this 664-nucleotide messenger RNA. RefSeq names its product fucose mutarotase (gene FUOM). Lineage: Eukaryota; Metazoa; Chordata; Mammalia; Chiroptera; Mormoopidae. The coding region runs from base 23 to 487 and encodes 154 amino acids. The record is from RefSeq and is a predicted model, not a curated record. Gene Ontology annotation, molecular function: fucose binding; racemase and epimerase activity, acting on carbohydrates and derivatives. The transcript has 6 exons. Gene Ontology annotation, biological process: fucose metabolic process.